Messenger RNA from Labrus mixtus (cuckoo wrasse), 1864 nucleotides. It is a transcript of the gene chek1, whose product is annotated as checkpoint kinase 1. The record is from RefSeq and is a predicted model, not a curated record. Gene Ontology annotation, biological process: microtubule cytoskeleton organization; protein phosphorylation; DNA damage checkpoint signaling. The coding region runs from base 155 to 1519 and encodes 454 amino acids. Gene Ontology annotation, molecular function: protein serine/threonine kinase activity; tau-protein kinase activity; ATP binding. Lineage: Eukaryota; Metazoa; Chordata; Actinopteri; Labriformes; Labridae. The transcript is spliced from 14 exons. Gene Ontology annotation, cellular component: cytoplasm.
CGGAUAUGACGACAAUGGCGGAAGUUAUCGUCGGCACAACAACAACGCGCCAAAUUUGUGCACAAAUUCACUCCUGUCAUCGCCCCAGACAGAUGAAAAAGUUUGUCCGGUUUUUUAAAAAGAACAUCAGAAAACGUUGCAGGUGCUGUACAGCAUGGCUGUGCCUUUUGUCCAAGACUGGGAUCUUGUUCAGACACUUGGAGAAGGAGCCUAUGGAGAAGUGAGGCUGCUCGUGAACAGACAGACAGAGGAGGCGGUCGCAGUGAAAGUGAUUGACACUUCUCAGGCUAAAGAGUGUGCUGAAAAUGUGAAGAAGGAGGUCUGUGUGCACAAGAUGCUUAACCACCCCAACAUCGUACGAUUUUUUGGCCAUCGGAAAGAAGGUCCCACUAUGUACCUCUUCCUGGAGUACUGCACCGGAGGGGAACUGUUUGACCGAAUUGAGCCUGAUGUUGGGAUGGCAGAAAAAGAUGCUCAUAGAUUUUUCCAGCAGCUCAUAGCCGCUGUGGACUACCUCCACAGUACUGGCAUUACACACAGAGACAUAAAACCAGAGAACAUUUUGCUGGAUGACAAAGAUAACCUGAAGCUGACAGAUUUUGGCCUGGCCACCAUGUUUCGCUUCAAAGGACGGGAGCGUCGCCUCAAUCGACUUUGUGGGACGCUUCCUUAUGUGGCUCCGGAGCUUCUCAGCCAAUCAGAGUACAGGGCUCAGCCUGCGGAUAUUUGGGCCUGUGGGAUAGUUCUCACUGCCAUGCUGGCUGGAGAGCUGCCAUGGGACCAGCCCUCCGAGAGCUGUCAGGAGUAUUCAGACUGGCUGCAGAAGAAAACAUACUUACCUCCUUGGAAGAAAAUACAACCAAUGCCUCUUAGUUUGUUGUCAAAGUUACUGCUGGCCUGUCCGGGUGCACGCAUCGCCAUCGCAGACAUAAAAAAAGACCGCUGGUUUACACAAGGUGUGAAGCAACCACCUCUUGGCUUAGGAAGCAAACAUCUUCGAUCAGAUGGGGGACUCGUAUCCCGGGGCAACAGUGAUGACAGGAUGCAGUUUUCCAGCUCUCAGCCUGAUUUUGCGGGAGUUGGCUGGGAGGCCAUGAUGGUAAUCAGUCAAACAGACGGUCAAGUUAGCUUCUCUCAGCCUACCAAGCCGGAGCACAUGUUACUUGGUAGUCAGCUGCUGGGCACGCCUGGAGCCAGUCAGUCGCCAUGGCAGAGAUUAGUCCGCAGAAUGACGCGUUUCUUCACCACAGUGAAUGCCGACGCCUCCUUAUCUGACCUGAAAGAUGCCUGUGACGGCCUGGCAUUGGGCUUCAAACUCACCUGCACCAAACAGGUGACGGUGAGCACGUUGGACAAACGCAAUAACAAACUUAUCUUCAAAGUCCAUUUACUGGAGAUGAAUCAAAGAGUGCUGCUGGACUUCAGACUGUCAAAGGGUGACGGUUUGGAGUUCAAGCGUCUCUUUGUGAAAAUAAAACACAAGCUUGGUGACAUCAUCAGCACACAGAAGAUCACAUGAGAGUCCUGGACAAAUGCAAGUACACUGCUCUGGGCACCAGAAAGAGAACCUGUAUAUAUGUAGUUCUAAUGAUAUUUUAGAUAUGAUCUAAUGAUAUUAAAUGUACUCUUCUGUUAUCUUUGUUUUUUUUGUCCUUCUAUCCCUGUGAGAACUGAUUCAGUGUUACAUGUCAGGAUGGCAGACGGGGCUUUUUAAAGGGGUUGGUAAUCAGGUUUGAGUUUAGUGUUAGAGUAGGAGGAUUGUUAGAGAAGUGUCCUGGUGUGUCCCUUUCCUGCAUUUGUGAAGACUGAUUUUGUUCUGCAAAUGUUUGAAUAAAACAAUUAUUAAAAGGCAAAAACAGAAAAA